AGCUGUGUUGCUGGUCGGACUCGGACCUUAUAUUGUGCAGAUUUGUUCAGAUCUGGAGCGGUGCGAAUUGAUUGAUCCCCCAAGGUCUGAGCAACUCCCAAGAAUUUUACGAGUGUCACAGCCAGUAUCAAGCGCAGACGUCCAUUGCCGAUGUCAGUCCUGCGGAACCCCUCCAGGCUUCGUUGGCGAGGUGACAGGUCCACCGUCGCCGGCAGAGUAGAGGUCAGCUCGUCACAAAUGGUGGCCGGCUGGUGCCACCGCAGGGAGCACAACGAAACUCCCCUCCGGAAGACGAGAUACCUACCCGACUCUUCCGCCGCCCGUGGUCAGAGAGCUCGACUGCAUUGCCGCAUUGGUGAUCUCCAUGUCCUGCGAACCCAUCAGGCAUCAGCCAUCUCGCCAGUGGAGGUCAAGUGAGGCCACAAUUUACAGUGAUGGUCGGCCCGGACGUCGCCGCCGCAGAUGGCAUGCCAUACCUUCUCGCCGGACGAGGGGCUCCCCGCCGGCAACCUCGAGCUUCCGCCGCCGCUGGCGAUCGGCCGCCUCCAGAAUCAGGGCCGUUGCUUGUUAAGGGUACAGAAGUAAAGGGGUAUCACGUAAAAUUCCCUCGGCGACUUCUUUUGACUUCUCAGAUCUUGGCCGCAGGAGCUUGAUCGGACGGUCAAGACGGGCCCAAGUUUGGAUCGCGAUUAUUAAUCGCGAUCCAAAUCGGGGAAGGGGGUGAAAAUAAUGGAAAACGUGUUUGAAGCCCCUUUUCAUAAAAUCUUUCGGCUGCCUCGGUACUAGCUGCGUAUGCGGACCGUAUAAUCGCGAUCCAACCCAGAAUUGGAUCGCGAUCCAAAUCAGGGAUGUAAAUGAAGAGAAAUUUACCAUGUAGGGGUCAUUAUGAAAGAAUGUCCUGGAGUCAACUCUGGCCAGCGACGGUUGACCCGACCGACGGCCGUGACCCUUCAGCAUGGCCGCCGCCGCGCGGCCUUCCGGUACGCUGCCGGUGAACGUGGGAGAAGGAAGACCUAGGUUCCUGGGCGCGUCUGGGCGGAGGCGGCGCAGUGGCAUCUGGGCGUCCGGCUUCCUGACGGAUUUGUAGGGCUGAAGAGCAGGCGCACGCGCAAUCCGGGACAUCGACGGCGCCAUUCAUGGAGGAGGCAAUGGGGAAGGUCAAAUAUGUGUUCUGGGAGAUGCAUUUGCAGGCCUGUAACAGCUCGUCUUCGGCGCCGUCGACAACUGUUAGCCACCGAUCGAGAUGAAGACGCGAGUGGAGCGGGAGAAGCUCUACGACCACCUCGGCUCAGAGCUGAAGGUCAACCCGGACCUAGAAGGGAAGGCGUCAAGGCGAGAAGAUAAUCAGAGGUGAAGAGCCUUCCAGGCUUCUAGCUCCUGCUCAAUUCAUGCCAUGGUUCUGAUUUCUGAUCUGACGCAACAUGCCCUCUACCAAAACGCCAUAUGGAAGCAGUUUGAGAUGGAUGACCUGCAGGCAAAGGCCAAAACUGAAGAAAACGAUUUUGUGCCAUAUGGAGGCCAAGGAGAAAGGAACAUCGCACCGAAUGAAUCAUCGACUCUGACAAUAUGUCCAUCCGGUCGCAUAUGCCUGUCCCUUUCACCAACACAUCUCUUACAUUUGUUCACAUCGUGUGGAGCUCCAAGGAUGGUUUCAGCAUUGCCGGCACGAUUUUGGUACUUAGAGUAUUCCGGCAGCCUCAUUCCAAGAUGGUGAUAUAUGCUCCUACUCUCCCAGCGUCCCAAAGCCUUUGGGGAUUGCUGUUCAGGCAUUGUGAUUAACGACCUGUGACCCUGAAGAUGGAUCGCGUGAAGAGGUUCACUGGCAUGGCAAAGGGCGCGUCUGCAAUCCCAGUUCGGAGAGAUGAAGAUGAGAGCUUGGUUCUGUUUGGGGACCUGUACAAGCAUGAGAAAGAGACGGAUAUGAACCUCCUUGAACCAAUGUUCUCAGUGGAGUUUGAAGCUGUACAAGGAGAUAGUCGCAUGUUUAAGCUUCCUUCAGGAAAGAGGGAUUACCUCCUGCCAGAUAGUGAAAAGCAUGAUUACGAUUGGCUCAAGACUCCUCCAGCAACACCACUAUUUCCCUCCCUUGAGAUGGAAGCCAACUCCUCCCAGAUGGUUUUUCAGAAGGAACUGCCUACGCUACAGCCAGUCAGAACUUCAAGGUUCUCAAGCAAGCCUGACGCUACAAGUGCAUCAACAACGUCUGGAUCGCCUACCUCCAGCUCCACUAAGUCUGUAACUCCAACAGCAAGGCCCAGCUCUUCAUCAUCAAAGAAAAGCCUCAACAGGGGAGCUGCUGCUCCAUCUAAAGAGCAGGAUUCAGCUUACAGAAUAGAUAAGAGGUCCAGCUAUACACCUCUGACGAAUAGGCAGCACAAUUCAAUUCCUUCAGCUCCAACAACUACCACUACAGCCACCAAGGCAUCCAAGAAAGCUUCAGGCAACAAACCUCAACCAUCAAAUGCAGUCAAGAAUGUGGCCAGACCGGACAAGGCAUCGAAGGACGUUACAGCACCCGCUACGAAAUCUCGCUCGAACAAUUCUUCAGUUGGUGCAAAGGAUAAGAAGGUUAAUGAUGGCACCACCAGGAGACUAUCAUGCCCACCCGCUGCAACGACGGACAAUGUGCAGGCUACAGCAGCACCAAAAGGGAGGAGCAGAGCUGCCACCGGUGCUGUGCCUGCUACACGUAAGGAUGCCGGUGCCACUGAUGCGGUACUGAAGGGAAGGAGGAGAGCAGGAGAGAAGGAGCAGAGGCCAAAGCUUGGAAGCCUUGCAAAGAAGUGAGGACAGUUGUGUCAGAUGAUAAAAGUAGAUUGGUCAUUCUUGUUUCAGGAGGGGAUGGAGAGAGAGUAACAUCCAUUUCCACCCAAUAUAUGCAAAUACACUUAUUGGAAUGAACUUGCAGUUAUUUAUACAUUAUUUAGUUCCUUAUGAAAAUACAUGUAACUCAAAGUUCUUCAUUUUUCUUGUUCUUGUGAUAGUGAUAUAGACGCCACCGUUAGUUAAAUCCCUGCGGUUUCAAAAAACUUUCACCAUGUGUUAAAUGCAUAUAUAAUCACACAGAAUAUUUUGGACCCAAGAUGUUAAUUUGACCGCGCAUUAGUAAAUACAACUCCUAAUCUGCAAGGAGUUGAGAAAUUAGAAGCAUUCGAUUAGAGUCCACGGAAUAGACCCACUUUUACUGAAAAAGAAGAUAGCAACUUGGGCACCACUCUCCUCUUUACCAUACGCAAAUUCUUCCAGUUGUCAACUCAUGGUUUCGUCCGCAUCUUCGUCAGGACUUCACUUUUCCAUAGAAGUUUCUGGACUUCAGCCUUGUCAGUAUCUCAUGUAACAGAAGCACGAAGAUUGACUGCUAAUACCUGGUAGAGUAGAACACCGGAGACAGUUACACGAGUCAGCAGCGUUGAACUGAACCAUGGAACUGACCGAGCCGGCGACACGUGAAUCCAAUGCCCUGCACAAAAUGGUUCUCCCUCUCUGUUCCUCGUGACCAUCAAGCUGGCGCCUGUCGUUUUGCAGUGCGCGGAAUCGUCUGCCGACGUCCAACUGAAUGAUUGCUGGGCUGAAGCGAUCAGGUCCAAUCGCCAAUUCGACAAGUCAUCCUGUGCGUGCGCAGUGUUCAGUCGCUCUACGUAACUACGGCGGAUCAAACAGGUAGGUGAGCUUCAGGCAUCUGGACUUGCGAUUAACCGGCUGGAAACGCAAGAACAGGCUUCAGAGGUGAAGAUGCUGGAGAGUUGAUAA
Messenger RNA from Setaria italica (foxtail millet), 3750 nucleotides. RefSeq names its product mucin-5AC. The record is from RefSeq and is a predicted model, not a curated record. NCBI's taxonomy places the organism in Eukaryota, Viridiplantae, Streptophyta, Magnoliopsida, Poales, Poaceae. Gene Ontology annotation, cellular component: cortical microtubule. The transcript is spliced from 4 exons. The coding region runs from base 1798 to 2787 and encodes 329 amino acids. Gene Ontology annotation, biological process: cortical microtubule organization.